UCAUGCCGAGAGGUGCUCAGCUGUUCCUGCUGCUGGCUCUGGCGACUGCUGCUCGAGUUCUCGACACGAAGGCAGAAUCCGCGCUGACGGAGGAUGAUUCGCAGUCCUCGUCCCAGGACAGCAGAGUGGCUUCGCACGACAGAAAUGAAGAAACCGUGGAAGAUCGUCCCGAUGGUGAGGCCCCGAAUGCGCCGUUUCGCAGAGGUAGAGAGGCGCCGGGGUUCGAUUCUCGUGUCGAUGGACGGAAUGUGAUCGGUGAUGAAUCGAGAACAAAUGAGGGACCGUGGUUAGCAAUGCUAGAGGAGAGUUACAUCCCUGCAGGGUCGGCGCGAGAAGUCGUCCAGCGAGAAGCUGCGAUACACGAAGACCCUGGGGAGUGGUUCGGUCCACGGUACGGACGACGAAGCAGCUGUGGUGUUGACGCUCCCCUGAAGUGGCUGCCCCAAGUGGAAAAGCGGGCGGCCAAGUCCCCAGCACUGUGGUUCGGACCGAGAGUGGGUCGCAGCGCGGACAGACAGCCAAAAGGUGAAGACGCGCUUUGGACGGACGACGAGAGGGAGUUCAAGGACGGUGGAUCCCAGCGCCAAGACAGGCGUGCCCAGCCGCCCGGUCUGUGGUUCGGACCCCGAGUUGGUCGGCGCAGUGAUGCCCAAGUGGACGACAUGCUAUGGUUCGGACCCCGUCCCGGUCGCAGUGUAGAUGUGGACAAGCAGGAGCAGACUGAGGAUCUGUACGACGAUGGAGUCGCGACGCGGGACCAGAGGGCUGCUAAGCAUCCUGGAUUGUGGUUCGGUCCCCGCUUUGGUCGAUAAAUUACGUUAAAGUGCUGCAUAGU
Messenger RNA from Schistocerca cancellata (South American locust), 835 nucleotides. RefSeq lists its product as uncharacterized. The transcript has a single exon. The coding region runs from base 3 to 812 and encodes 269 amino acids. Lineage: Eukaryota; Metazoa; Arthropoda; Insecta; Orthoptera; Acrididae. The record is from RefSeq and is a predicted model, not a curated record.